Messenger RNA from Emericellopsis atlantica, 327 nucleotides. RefSeq lists its product as uncharacterized. Bases 1 to 327 code for a protein of 108 amino acids. The transcript has 2 exons. Lineage: Eukaryota; Fungi; Ascomycota; Sordariomycetes; Hypocreales; Bionectriaceae. The record is from RefSeq and is a predicted model, not a curated record.
AUGCAGGUCACGUUGGCCAUCUUCGCUGCUCUCUCUGGGCUCGCGCUCUCCAGCCCCCUCCCCGGCGCGGACUCGGUCUCGUCCGUCAACUUGAACGUGGCGAGGGGCCUCUUCUGCUCGCAGACCUGCUGCUCAGGUCCCCAGACGUCCGGUGCUUGCGACUGCAACGUCUUUGGCUGCAACUGUACCUGGGCUACUGGCGCCUUCACCAGACUGGGCUCCAAGGUGAAUUCAACCUCCUUUCCGCAUGCCGACAGCAGAUUGGCCCGGAGCACAACGUGUACUAAUGCGAUUGGUGAUUCUAAUGCUGAUUCAGUGCAUCUUUAA